Molecule: messenger RNA, 1798 nt
Organism: Zophobas morio
Lineage: Eukaryota; Metazoa; Arthropoda; Insecta; Coleoptera; Tenebrionidae
Product: UDP-glycosyltransferase UGT5-like
Exons: 4
Coding region: 252-1793 (513 amino acids)
Molecular function (GO): UDP-glycosyltransferase activity
Source: RefSeq, a predicted model, not a curated record
AACAGUCCAACCAUACCCGAAUAAAAAUGAUCACAUCAUCGUAACCUUAAAGAUGUAACAGCUGGAUUAUUAUCCCCACCUAUACAACAACGUACCUAGUACAAACAUAAAAGCAUCAUUUCCAGUUUCUAAUACCGUAUAAAGGUGUAUUUAUAGUGUUUCCUUAUCAUAUAUCAACUCAGUCAAAGUGAUACGUGUCACUCCACACCAUGACUACUUAGUACAACUUAAAUAUUUGACAAAACAACAAAAUGAAAACCCAAAUAACCUUAUUUGUGUUCGCUGCUACACUAUGCGCAGUACAAAGUGCCCGAAUCUUGGGAAUUUUUCCACUUCCUGGCAAAAGCCACUACAUCCUGGGCAGCUCCUUAAUGAGAGCCCUAGCGGAACACGGCCACGACGUCACCGUGAUAAAUCCCUUCGGAGAGAAAAACCCCCCUAAAGGAAAAUACAGGGACAUUCUAUUAACCGAAAUAAUAGAAAGCGUCGAAAAUCGUAAGGACGAAGUCAACAUGUUCGAAAUGGGUGAUCUGGGCCCAUUUGUCAAUAUUCCAGUUCUAGCGUAUUUUAUGUCAGAGAUCGACGAAAUGCUACUAAAAGAGAAAACCGUGCAAGAACUCAUUCACUCCAACGAGAAAUUCGACAUUGUCAUCAUCGAACAAUUUUAUAAUGACGCUCAUAAAAUGUUAGCCACACAUUUUGGGGGCAUUCAAGUCGUCUUUAGUACGAUUGGAGCAAACUUUUGGGUGAACAAUCUAGUCGGAAAUCCAAGUCCGUUGGCUUAUAUUCCUGACACAUUUUUAAGUUAUUCGCCUCACAUGACGUUCGGUGAGAGACUUAUUAAUACGUUGUGCUACCUCUUGAACGUCGCUGUUCAUGGUCUCUAUUUAUACCCCAAGCACAACUCUGUUGGUGCAAAAUAUAUCCCGAAUGCUCCCAGUAUCCACGAUGUCAACUACAACGCCUCUUUGAUCCUUCUCAACUCCCACCCUAGUCUCAACCAACCCGUUCCUCACGUCCCCAACAUGAUCGAAAUCGGUGGGUUUCACAUUAAACCCCCAAAGAAACUACCCCAAGACUUACAGGAAUUUCUAGACGGUGCCAAAGACGGUGUUAUCUACUUCAGCAUGGGUUCGAAUCUACGGAGUGCCGAUCUACCUCUAGAAAAACGCAACGGGAUACUUAAAACUUUUGCGAAAUUGAAACAGAAGGUGUUGUGGAAGUGGGAAGAGGAUGAGUUACCGGGGCGGCCUGAAAAUGUCAAACUUGGAAAAUGGUUGCCUCAGCAAGACAUUCUUGCACACCCAAACGUCAAACUUUUUAUAACCCAUGGUGGUCUUUUAAGUACCACGGAAACCGUCUACUUCGGGGUUCCGGUUUUAGCGAUACCCGUCUAUGGGGACCAGAAAUUGAACGCACAGACGGCUGUUAGUAACGGUUUUGGGCUUGUUUUGCCUUACAAAGAAUUGAGUGAAAGGACGCUGGGUGAGAAGUUGGAUGAGCUUUUAAAUAAUCCGAAGUAUGGUGACAACGCUAAAAGUAGGUCUAGGAUUUUCCAUGACCGUCAGGUUAAACCACUUGACACUGCGUUGUACUGGGUUGACUAUGUCAUCCGCCAUAAAGGGGCCCCGCAUCUUAGAGUAGCGGCACUUGAUUUACCGUGGUACAAGUAUCUUUUAAUAGACGUCAUCGCUUUCGUGGCAGGAUUGUUGUUAAUGGGUGUAUAUUUAGUACGUUUGCUUCUACGGAAAGUUUGUCGGAGAGUUAGCUCCAAGAAAUUAAAGAAAAAUUAAUUGAU